AUGCCGACUUCGACCAGACUGACUGGCAAGAAGGCGGAACCCAAAGCCAAACGCCAGAAGACAGAUAGCAAGACAGAGAAUGAGUUGGCUGCUGAGCUUGCAGACCACCCGGCAAUCCAAGAAAUCAAGAUGUGGACAGAUGUUCUUGCGGAAGAGCUUAAGGCAGCUUCUUCGGCUGGGCCUCUCGACAGUUGGGGCGGAAUCUACAGCUUUGACCUGAGUGAGUACAAGUCCCAGAUGAAAGCAUCUGGAGCCUACGAAUGCCUGGUGACGUUCGAUUCCAUCGACAUCUGCACAUUUGCACACAGGACAUUGCCACCCUCCAUAGGUUGUGUCAAGACCUUGGCCGAGAACAGCUUCCUCUCUGCCGAUGGCAACUUUGAAUUUCGCGCCUGGGAUGAGGCCAUAGUGGUUCGGGCGAUCAGCAAGACAGAUCCUCCUGCGUGGGGUUCUUUGGAGCCAUGUGGCGGGGAUGCGCUCAGCCCCUGGCACCAGCAAAGCGAACUGUUCUGGAUGGAAGCAGUCUUUCGGCAGCUGGUGCGCUGGCAGAUGAAAUCCAGAUUGGUGGUCCAUGCCAUGCAGUGCCGCGACCCAAAUUGGGAAUCCAAGAUCUCAACGGGCCUCACGGCAGCCUGGCCUGCCUGGGAAAACCGAGACCAAAUCUUGAGCAUUGUCCCGAUAGCCUUCGGCGACAUUGCUUUCACGCCGCCUUUCGAAAACCACUUGCUAAGAGUGUCUUUCCUUUACGCUUGGUACCGCUGCCUGACCGACGGCAAGAAUCAGCAGAGCCAGAAAUCUUUUCAGAAGGGGGCAAGGGCAUUUCGAGUGAGAUUCCGCUACCUUCCAUCUUGGGAAGAUUAUGAGCUUGCCAAGUGGAAAGCUGCCGACCAUGCGAUGGACGUCGCAGAGUCCCAGGUGCUGAUGGGAUUGAAAAAAACGAAGGCAGUGUAUGAUGUGCAGAUUGCCCUGAAGAGCCAAGGAUUUUCGGCAUCACAAGAAGAUCUUAGCAAGUGGUUUUCGAAAGGCGGCGUGAAAGCAAUGUCGCCGAAGGCUAUCGGGACAAUGCUCAAGAUUUGGUCUCGGUUUUCCCAGGCAGGCCAGGCUGCCGUGAGGGCCGUUGAGAUCUUGGAUUCCCAAUUUGGGUCGCGGCACUGCAUGGCAUGGACCACCAAUCUGGAUUUCAUCUGCCAGCGCACCAGCUGCCGAAAGACCAGUUCCAUCCAGAACGCCUUGCUGGUCUGGUGCCUUGAGUGCUUGCUGGAAGAUGUUGGGUGCAAACGCUUCCCUCCAGACCUGAACCAGCCAUCCUUGAAGAUCGUCGUGAGCCGGUACCUCCUGAAGAAGCGAGUCUUGACUUACAUCGCGAGGAAGUUUCCUGCUUUGGACGAAGCAGGCAGAUCCUACGACACCAGAUUUCACCCAAGCAAGGUUUUGGACAACGUGUUCUCCACUGUAGCAGCUUGGAAAGAGUCUGGCUUGAGCAGCACUUUGCCCACAAACCUCAGUUGGCUGCAGCUCUUGCCUGAAUACCAGCAGCAGCUCCUUCAAUUUGGUACGCAGUUGCUUCGGGGCUCUCCAGAUCUGGACAGAGUCAUGGAUGCCGCACUUGACCGCGACGCGCUAGUUGCAGCGGAGGUCUUCUUGAUGGGAGCCGACUUCCAGAAGCUUGGUAUCUAUCACCAUGAUGAGUUCUUGGAAGCAGCUGCUGCAGCCAAGCGUGGCCCAGAAGCACCUGAGCCGGCUCAGGAGCAAGUUGCUGCAGCAGAAGAACCCGUGCAGGUGGCAAGUGCAGCUGAGGAGGUUGCAGAGGAACCUUCUCUUCAAACUGCGGAAGCCGAGGAGGAUACCAAGCCAGAUGCCAUGGUUGUUGAAUUAGAAGGUGAGCCUGACAAGUUGGAUAGGCUUGCGUCUUUUCCUACCUUGCGGGAAAGCAUGCCAGACACGUUCCAAGACAUCCUGUACAAGAACAAAUGUGACGUCGCUUUUGCACAGGUUGCCCCAGCUUCUUCAGAGUGGAGAAACUACACCUUCCCUGCGGGCCCCAAGCUUUUCCGCAUGGAUUUGAAAACGCGACGGAGCGAGCCGGAUGCGAAGACACCCUACAAGAAGGUGCCCCAGACAUGCAAGACAGAGCAGAGGAACAUCUUGCAAGCUUUGCUUGGCGAUCCUGCCAUCACAGGAGACCAGCAGUUUGGCAUGAGUGCCGAAGACAUGCUGGUCUACCAUGAUGGCCGCAAUCUUCGCAACGGAAUGCAGUUCAUGAAGGAUGUGGCAAAACCUUUAGCUCUGCGGAAGGUGAUGUGGCCAGCCAGGAAAGUCGCCCAGGUCAGACUCCUUUACCACAAUGAUGAGUUUGAGACCGGUUUUGCCCGCCCCGCUCGCAGAGUUGAAAGCAGCGUGAUUUCAACCUCAAGUGCUUCCAGCCCUGAGCCGUUGGAAACCAUCUACAUCCUGAAGCCCAAAGAUGUGACGGUGCCUCUCCGUGCACGUGUUCAUGUAGAUCUACCAGGGAGAAACCGCGACCGUGGAUGGGCCAAGAAUGGUCUCAAGAAUGCAGAGGAGAGGCUGCUCACUGCUUUGCCCACCCACAUCUUGGAGAAAAUGUUUACAGGCCAAGCUCGCGGAGAUGGCCUAGAAGAUGAAGUGCUGGAUUUGGAGCCUGAACAGGAGGCAGAAGAGACGGAUGGAGAGGAGGGCAACGAUUCGACAAAGCAUAGCUUGCUGUUUCCAUGGGAAGCCGAGGAGAAGCAGGUGUUGGAAAUCUACAAUUGCUACAGCGUCAGCCAGCAGGUCACCAUCGUGGACAUUUAUGGUGGCGCAAUGGCAGCUAUUGCUGCUUGUCGUGAGAAAAGGAAUUACCUGGGAUUUGUUCCAAACACCUUCUCCCAGACCGUCCUUCAUGAGAUGGUUCUCCUGCGAGUGCUGAUUGACAUGGUCCUUGGCAGCAUCGUGACCAAGCGGCGCCAUUUGACGAGGGCCCACAGCCUGGGAGGGGAGCCCGAUGUGCAUUUUGCAGCCCACCAGCAGCCUUCCGAACCGAAUGGCCCACCAUCGCCAGGUUCAGGUGCUCCACCACCUGCAGAUCAGGGUGAAAGUGAUGACAGCAGCGUAGCCAGUGACUCGUAA
Molecule: messenger RNA, 3126 nt
Organism: Cladocopium goreaui
Lineage: Eukaryota; Dinophyceae; Suessiales; Symbiodiniaceae
Source: the annotation of a GenBank genome assembly